GCUACUUUUCCAUAACACAUGGAUUCCUCAAAGAUUAUGAAGUUUGUAGUUUUUCUGCUGCUCUCCUGCUGCUUAUUGUCGUCGUCGUUGGUGGAAUCUAGCGAACUGAAAGUUGGAUUCUACGGCUACACGUGUCCUCAAGCCGAGAUCCUUGUACGAAAGGCCGUGUCGAAGAAUCCUGGCUUCGCGGCUGCCAUCAUCCGGAUGCAUUUCCACGAUUGCUUUGUUAGGGGUUGCGAUGGAUCCGUGCUACUAGACACGAUCCCGGGUAAUCCGGUUGCAGAGAAAGACAGCCCGAUCAACAAUCCCAGCCUCAUAGGCUACCAGGUGAUCGACGAGGCGAAGGCCAUGGUCGAGGCCGUCUGCCCUAAAACAGUGUCGUGCGCGGACAUUCUUGCCUUUGCGGCCUGA
This is a messenger RNA of Salvia splendens (bonfire salvia), 411 nucleotides long. Its product is annotated as peroxidase 1. The record is from RefSeq and is a predicted model, not a curated record. Gene Ontology annotation, biological process: response to oxidative stress. Gene Ontology annotation, molecular function: peroxidase activity; heme binding. The transcript is spliced from 2 exons. The coding region runs from base 19 to 411 and encodes 130 amino acids. NCBI's taxonomy places the organism in Eukaryota, Viridiplantae, Streptophyta, Magnoliopsida, Lamiales, Lamiaceae.